UUCAGUAAGUUAUGUAAAAGAAUAUGAGAAUCCCUCUUUUCACGGCUUUGAAUGCCCAUCUAGUACAGUUUUUUUUCCAUUUCCUUGAUUUAUAUCUCACGUGCAAAAUGGUAUUGCAUACCUGGCUUUUUUUUUUCUGAACCUGCAUGCCUUCGAGGACAGGUACUCGCGUGUCAGUGCCGGCUCUAGCGGUGCCGGUUAGGAAAAGCAGUGCCGGUUAAGGUCGCCUCUGUUCAUAGAAUAUUGUAGAAUAAUGUAGAACAAAGGACACAAGCGUGCUUUUACCGCCUAGAGCUAGAAAAAUGACAACUGUUUCGACGAUUCAGUUUCUUUAUUGUGUGACCUCCACACCGUUCUACUUGAUUACUUUUUCGGAACCUUACUGAUACUAGUACAUACUUCGGUGUACAUUCCUGCUUUUGAACGUAAAGUGUGUACACGUGAUUGCCCGUCAUGUGGUGUACGAAGCGAUUAGUCAGACUGUCAAGCUCGUUAGUCAAAUAGCAUUAGUCAGUGUUGAUUCGCUAAGAAGUGCAGACCCCUGUAUCAAGAAAGUUUACAACUGUGGAGUUAUGGCGACUCACGACCUGGAGAAUUUUAUGGGAUCUGCGAAACGGGAAUGUCAGAAUUUUUCUAAUGGAUCGUCAAGUAUCUCUUAUAAAUUGCCUGAUGGAAUGGUGCCAUUAGAUUCUCAAGUCGGAGGACAUGCAUUCAGCGAUCGAUGUGGUUUAAUUGGUAUAUUGCGAGGAAGAGACUGCCGUGUAUUGAAGUCCUGUGCAAAAAAAAUUCUUAGCGAAAGAGAAAUCGCUUUUUACGAACGAUUACAGGACACUGCGGAUCCCUUGAUGCGUCAGCUACGACAGGUCACACCCAGGUAUUAUGGAACAACGGAGAUGAAUAUUUCUGGAAACCGAGUAAAAUUUCUUGUUCUGCAAGACAUAACAGCAGGAAUGUCUGAGCCAUGCGUAAUGGAUAUCAAAAUUGGAAGACGUACAUGGGAUCCAUUAGCAAGCUCUGAGAAAGAAGCAUAUGAAAAGUGCAAGUACGCAGAAUCAAAAGGAGUCUAUGGUUUCUGCAUUCCAGGUUUUCAAGUUUACUGCCUUUCCACUGGCUGUUUAAGAAAGUAUGGCAAGGACUUUGGCAAGACUCUGAAUGCCGAGACAAUUGUAGAAGCUCUUGGGAUGUUUCUGAACGCAAAACAUGAUGAACGACCACAUCCCGUUUUAAUGGAACAGCUUUUAACACAACUAAGACGCAUCCGAUGCAUUUUCCGCCACCAGAAGAAACUAAGAUUUUAUUCAAGCUCCUUAUUAGUCGUUUACGAUGCUUCGGUACUGCAGUCUUUCAUAGGAGGAUCUAUAGAAUCUGCAAAUUUUACGGAUUCUCGAUUGUCAUCAAUAGUUGAACCUCUUCCUGGUCUACCAAAUUCUCGCCUCUGCCAAGUAGAAACCAUACAGUCAUCCAGAAACCUGUCUAUUUCUUCUGCAAUCACUCUGGUUUCCAGUCGUCCUACUUCUCCUGAUUAUCAAGAUCAAAAUCCGUUAACGAACCAGAACGGAAACGACGGCGAAAACAAAGGAAGUCCUAUAGAGAGAUCGAGGAACUCGAAGAGAUCUCGCGUUGCGUGUUUCCAAGCUCAGUCUACCCCACUGAUGUCUCGACUCUCCAGGGGAAAAAGAAAAAAUAAAGACCCAGAGCAUAGAGGUAUCACGCCGACUACUAAACUAGAACGUAACAAUUACACUAAACUGGACAUAAAUAGACUAAAUGCAAAGAAGGUUCGAGGAACAAACUGCCAUGGGUACGAGCCCAGAAUCUGUAAUCAAAGACAGCCUCAGUGGGUGACGGUCAAAAUGAUUGAUUUUGCCCACAUAUUCCCCGCAGAGGAUGAUUCCGUAGAUAGCAAUUACUUAGAGGGUCUUGAAAAUUUAAUUAAACUACUCGAAACGUUCCUGAUGUAAAUAGCUGUGAAAAACGAGAGAGGCCGCAUCGAAGGUCGUUACAAUGUACGAGAAU
Molecule: messenger RNA, 2016 nt
Organism: Orussus abietinus
Lineage: Eukaryota; Metazoa; Arthropoda; Insecta; Hymenoptera; Orussidae
Gene: Ipk2
Product: inositol polyphosphate multikinase
Exons: 6
Coding region: 573-1961 (462 amino acids)
Biological process (GO): inositol phosphate biosynthetic process
Cellular component (GO): cytoplasm; nucleus
Molecular function (GO): inositol tetrakisphosphate kinase activity; inositol-1,4,5-trisphosphate 3-kinase activity
Source: RefSeq, a predicted model, not a curated record